GCUGGGGCGGCGUCAGCGGGCGCGCGGUGCCGGCUCCAGGGCUUUAAAGCAGCGUGUAAGCUGAGAUGCUACCACAGACAGCGGCGCGGCGGCGGCGGCCGCAGGAGCUCCUCGAGCCCAGACGGGCGCCCGCCUUUCGCCCCCGCCGCGCCCCGGGGCAUGAGAGCGGCCGCCCCGCGGCUCUAGGUACCCUCCGGGCCCCAUGGCGACGACCCGCGCUGCCCGCGCCCUCCUCCUGCUGCUGCUGCUGGUGUGCCCGCCGGGGCUGCGGCGGGGGGCGCGGGGCGGCGGGCAGCGCCCGCGGGGCUGUCCGGCGCCGUGCCGCUGCGAGCUGGACGGAGUGCUGCUCCGCGCCGACUGCUCCGACCGCGGCCUCACCGCCGUGCCCGCCAACCUCAGCGUCUUCACCUCCUACCUUGAUCUCAGUAUGAACAACAUUACUAAGCUGCCCUCAAACCCUGUGCACAACCUCCGCUUCCUGGAAGAGCUACGUCUUGCAGGAAAUGGCUUGACAUACAUUCCUAAGGGAGCAUUUGCUGGCCUUUUCAGUCUUAAAGUGCUGAUGCUGCAGAAUAACCAGCUACGCCAGGUUCCUACCGAAGCACUCCAGAACCUGCGCAGCCUGCAGUCUCUGCGUCUGGAUGCCAACCACAUCAACUAUGUACCCCCCAACUGCUUCAAUGGCUUGGUCUCCCUUAGACACCUGUGGCUAGAUGAUAAUUCCUUGACAGAAAUUCCCGUCCAAGCUUUUAGGAGUUUACCAGCACUUCAGGCAAUGACGUUGGCACUGAAUAAAAUUCAUUACAUACCGGACUAUGCCUUUGGAAACCUCUCCAGUCUGGUAGUUCUACAUCUCCAUAACAAUAGAAUCUAUUCCCUGGGAAAGAAAUGCUUUGAUGGGCUCCACAGCCUAGAGACAUUAGAUUUAAAUUACAACAGUCUGGAUGAGUUCCCCACUGCUAUCAGGACACUAACAAACCUAAAAGAACUGGGAUUUCAUAGCAAUAACAUCAAGUCAAUACCUGAGCGUGCAUUUGUGGGUAAUCCUUCACUUAUUACAAUACAUUUUUAUGAUAAUCCUAUCCAGCUCGUUGGAAAAUCUGCUUUUCAACAUUUACCAGAACUAAGAACUUUAACUUUAAAUGGUGCUUCACAGUUAACAGAGUUUCCUGAUCUGACAGGAACUACAAGUCUGGAGAGUUUGACACUCACAGGAGCACAGAUCACCUCUCUCCCCAAAUCAGCUUGUGACCAGUUACCUAAUCUCCAAGUGCUGGAUCUGUCUUAUAACCUGCUGGAAGAUUUACCCUGUUUUACUGCGUGUAAAAAACUCCAAAAAAUUGACUUGCAUCACAAUGAAAUCGCUGAAAUCAAAGCAGACACGUUUCGGCAGCUGGCUGCACUUCGGUCUCUGGAUUUAGCUUGGAACAAAAUUAAAAUUAUUCACCCCAAUGCUUUCUCCUCUUUACCAUCUCUGAUCAAAUUGGAUGUGUCAUCCAACCUUUUGUCCUCUUUUCCUGUGACGGGGCUACAUGGUUUAACUCAUUUAAAAUUAACAGGAAAUCAUGCCCUACAAAGUUUGAUAACAUCUGAAAAUUUUCCAGAACUCAAGGUCAUGGAAAUGCCUUAUGCCUAUCAGUGCUGUGCCUUUGGAGCUUGUGAGAACCACUACAGAAUCUCCAGCCAAUGGAACAAAGAUGAUAAUAGCAGCAUGGAUGACUUCCAUAGAAAGGAUGCUGGACUGUUACAAAUUCAAGAUGAACGUGAUUUUGAGGAUUUUUUCCUUGACUUUGAAGAAGAUUUGAAAUCACAUCAUUCAGUGCAAUGCUCACCUUCUCCAGGUCCCUUCAAACCGUGUGACCAUCUGUUUGGUAGCUGGCUGAUCAGAAUUGGAGUGUGGACCAUAGUGGGUUUGACCUUUGUUUGCAAUGCACUGGUGUCCGCUACAGUUUUCAGAUCUCCAUUGUAUAUGUCCUCCAUAAAACUUUUGAUUGGUUUAAUAGCCAUUGUAAAUGCCCUGAUGGGUCUGGCCAGUGGAGUACUGGCUAGUGUGGAUGCAUCCACUUUUGGUAGCUUUGCUCGGUAUGGAGCACAAUGGGAAAGUGGAAUUGGUUGCCAAAUAACUGGUCUUCUCUCAAUUUUUGCUUCAGAGGCUUCCAUAUUACUCCUUACCCUAGCUGCACUCGAACGUGCGUUCUCUGUAAAGCAUGCUGCAAAGUUUGAAACAAAAUCCUCCAUUGCUAGCGUAAAAAUUGCCACUUCCUUUUGCUUUAUGUUGGCACUAAUCAUUGCAGUGAUUCCCCUUCUCACUGGAAGUGAGUAUGGAGUUUCUCCGCUUUGUUUGCCGCUCCCAUUUGGAGAGUCCACUGCUAUGGGCUACAUGGUAGCGCUGGUAUUGCUGAACUCCCUUUGCUUUCUGGUAAUGACUGUUGCUUAUACAAAGCUCUACUGUAGUUUAGAAAAGGGAGAGCUAGACAACAUUUGGGAUUGCUCUAUGGUCAAACAUAUAGCCUUGCUACUUUUUACUAAUUGCAUUCUUUAUUGCCCUGUGGCCUUCUUAUCUUUUUCCUCCUUACUAAACCUCACUUUUAUCAGCCCAGAAGUGAUUAAGUCAAUACUUCUAGUGAUUGUCCCACUGCCAGCGUGUCUAAACCCACUGCUUUAUAUACUUUUCAAUCCACAUUUUAAAGAGGAUUUGGGAAAUCUGCGAAAGCAAACUUUGAUAUGGAGGAGAUCAAAACAUGCUAGUCUGAUCUCUGUGAAUUCAGAAGACAUAGAAAAGCAAUCUUGUGACUCAACACAGGCACUGGUAACCUUCACGAGUGCCAGCAUAUCAUAUGAUAUGCCCACCAGCAGUUCACUAAUGCCACCCUCUUAUCAAAUGACAGAGGGCUGCAAUCUUUCGUCAGUUGCAUUUGUUCCCUGUCGCUAGUUGCAGAAACAGUACAAAAAAUACCUCUGUUUACAAAUUUUUUAAUCCCAAAAGUAAGUGUGGAUGUGUGCAUAUGGGUGUAGAGAGUGCCUCUAAAUUAUUAUGACACACCUCAGAAAACAGACAACGACAAAACUUGCGGCAGGAUGAAAAUCCAAUACUUGAUUCUGCUCAGCCUGCUCCCGAAAUGCUGAGAUGAAGAGAGGAAAUUAAAGCUGCUGAAGUUUGAGCAGUUGUAUCAGCUGUUCUCAUUUAAAGUAGCACUACUCAGAAAGGGCAUCAGUUUUGGUUGAGAACAAAAUAGCAUAUUAAAUUUGUAUCAUUUUUUCAAAGUAUGACCUGAUGUUUUCAGGGGUUGGGUUAUUUUUUUCCUGUUUAUUGCAAUUUGGUUUUAAUAAUAGUUUUUCAGUGCCAUGAUUGUUUUUGUAAGCAUCUGUGUGUGGCCUUUGUUCAGCAAGGUAUCAAGAACAGAAGAGUAGUCCUGCUCAAGUCCUAAAGGCUUCUGCAGAACACCCUUUGAUGAAGUUCCAUGAUUGAUAAAGCUGAUUAAAUGGUUUAACUGGCAUUGGGU
Messenger RNA from Poecile atricapillus (Black-capped chickadee), 3503 nucleotides. RefSeq names its product leucine rich repeat containing G protein-coupled receptor 5 (gene LGR5). Lineage: Eukaryota; Metazoa; Chordata; Aves; Passeriformes; Paridae. The coding region runs from base 203 to 2932 and encodes 909 amino acids. The record is from RefSeq and is a predicted model, not a curated record. Gene Ontology annotation, biological process: G protein-coupled receptor signaling pathway. The transcript is spliced from 18 exons. Gene Ontology annotation, cellular component: membrane. Gene Ontology annotation, molecular function: G protein-coupled receptor activity; protein binding; protein-hormone receptor activity.